AGAGCAACCACCGGCGCCGUCUACUUGCUGGGGGGUGGCGCUCACGCACGCACGCAGCCACCAGGCGGAGAUGCUCAUCCUCGCCUGUUAUUAACGUUAAUAUUGUUAUCUCUCGCGUCACUCGUCUCCAGGAACGAGACGGCACCCGCUGCCCGCACCACCACCACCACCAGCACCAGGAGCACCAGCAGCGGCAGCGGCACCACUCACUGGCUUCGAGGGACUGUGGCCGGCUCAGGUGCACCGACCCCGGCUGUGAUUGCGACGACGACGACGACGGCGACGACGUCGACAAAGUUGAGGGCACCAAGUAUGUCGCCAUUGUGAACGAGUAGUGAUGGGAUUCCUCCGCGCUCAGCAAUCCGAGCGAGCUAAAAGCUUCUUACGAGGUGCCAAACUGCGGCUUUUUGGGAAGUGAGUUGACCUUCCAUCAAGAUGGAAGUUAACUUGAUCAAAGAGUCUGCAGAUUGGUGAAGAAUGGCUGGAUGACCCCAAAGCAGUGAUGCUAACCAGAUUUUUGACACCUUCUCCAACUACCUACUAGCUCUCUGAAAGCAACCUUGUCGGCAAAGUCAUCUCCUACUAGCAACACUCGGGACCAGCGAUCGAUGGAGACCAAAGCGAGGCGGGAGGAGGAAGCGUCGCCGAAAGACGCCGAGACGGAGGAAGAUGCCACUUCGGGCCACACGUGCGGCGUGUGCGGCCGCAGCUUCCCGCUCCUCAGCUCGCUGUCGCAGCACAUGCGGCGGCACACCCGCGAGAAGCCGUACAAAUGCCCGUACUGCGACCACAGGACGGCACAGAAGGGAACCCUCAAGGCACAUAUCCGGAGCCACAAGUUGGGCCUGUUCGGCCUCAGCGACCAACAGGCGGAAGAGGAGAUACCGGACACUCCCGAGACUGUAAAGAAGAAACCAAACAAGAAAAAAGCAAAAGAUUUAGAGCCUGAGUGCUUGGACGCCGGGCCCUUUUCCUGCAGCAUCUGCGCCCAAGACUUUGCCCAGGCGCCAUUACUCAAGUCGCACAUGAAGCGGCACCGCAGCGCGCAGGACCACGGCUGUCGCAUCUGUGGCCGCCGCUUCCGCCAGGCGUGGUUCCUGCAGAGCCACAUGCGCAUCCACCGGGUCAAAGCGCAGUUGCGGGGCGGCAAGAGCGACGAGCCGCCCGCCACCGUCAACGGCGUGCCGCAGGACCCCGCUGCGCUCGCCAACGACGAGUGCCUCUACGAGCUUUGCGGUAACUGCGGCCACUUCUUCACAGACAGCAAAACCUUGCGCCUACAUGAAAGGUUACACAGACACAGCCACAAUGCACCGCAAGACCUCGAGGCCUGUCAGCUGACUAAAAACCGGUUUUUGGAAAGCCUAAACCUUACCCGCGUCGCACCGAAGGAAGCCCAAGCGGAAAGAAAUCUGGGCCGGAGAAUUCCAGAGCUGGAUCCACUGUGCAGCUACCAGGCUUGGCAAUUAGCCACAAGGGGGCGACUGGCGGAAGCCGGCGAGAAAUGCAUCGGCUGGGAGGAACGACUCGCUGACGCCGACGUGGCGUACGACACGGCGAAGGGUGAAUACGUCUCCGCCAAGCCGGAGAAGAAGAGGAAGCCCAUCGACGUGCCCGCUUCCAGCGCUAAGAAGAAGAAGGGCGACACCGUUCUCGAGCAAGCUGCCAAGGCCGCCUUGGACAAGAAGAGUUGCCAGAAAGAGCGCAUCUUGCUGAACGGACUUGGGCAAGCCUUUUACGAGGCGCUGCAACACAGAACGAUCAGAGACAAAGAAGGCAGCAGGAAUCAGGAGCAGGAUGAUGAAAAGCCUCUCUUGUGCGAGCACUGUGACUUCCACACUGCGGACGCCUCACUACUCAGGGCUCACGUGCGCGCGCAGCACCAGGACGGCAAACAGAGCGCGGCGUCGGACAACCUGGCCGGGCAAAAUAGCUGCAAGGCCUCCAAGUACGUGGACUACCUCCGGAAAAGGAGCGCGCUACUUUGUCAGCCAUAUUGGAACCCCUACCCCGGCUUGCCCGGUGAACUGAACAUUAAAACGGAGACGUCCAGUGACGGCGAGGCGAGGACGGGCAGCUCUUUAGGGAGUCUUCUCAACUUGUCGUCACUAGCGGACAAUAAAGGACAUGACUGGGUUCAAAAAGAAAGCCUGCUGAGGCAUCAGUGUCCGUAUUGUUCCCACGCCACCUGCUACCCCGAGGUGCUGUGGAUCCAUCAGCGGGUGUCGCAUAGGGUGGGCAGCGGCAGCUCCGCGGCCCCCAAGUGGGCGCCGUUCGCUAACGGCAUUCGGACUCCGAAGACCUCCCCGUGGAGGCGCACGGGACCCCCGCCCUUCCUCGAAGGGAAAGACUGCCCGGCGUUGCCCGCGCCCAGAAGCCACCGCACACAACCGCCAGCUGGCAGCAGCAUCAAGCAGGCGGCCGCUAAGAGCCAAUCAGGUGCCAAGUCCAAGCCUCAGGCAAAGGACACGAAAGCUCCGGAUUCACGCGGGAGGGUGAAGUCAGAGCAGAAACGCGCGGCGCAGAGUGCCAGCAAAGCGAGCUCGUCCGGCAAAAGUGUCUCCGGGAGAACCGCGACGGAGGGAACCUUUCCAAAGGAGGGCCUCGGCUUCAUGUUGAGUCACGGCGGGGCGUCUUCCGACUCGGCUCGACACCGCCCCCGUAGGCUCCCCUCGCCGAGUCCCAAAGGGGCUGACCUCUGGGCCGCCAUGAGCAUGUGGGGCCACCGGGCUUACUUCGAACCGCUGCUUUACCCUCAGGCCAAGCCUGACGCCGCAGUCGCGGACCCCCCCCCGGAAUUUGACGUGGUGAGCCUCCUGAAGAGUUACAGUCCGCACGAGCUGGCGGCUCUUUACCAGCACUGGGGAUUUGUGGAGCCCAGGUUGGAACCGCAGGCAGUGUUGCGGCUCAACGGCCAUUUUGAAAAUGAAGUCCAUUCCUCCUCUGAAGCUUCCAAACAAGUGACCAGCCGCUCCACUUCCACCUCAGGGUCUCUCCAUAAAGGAACGUGAAGACCAUCAAAGACACUCGCUGACACAAAAACACUAAGGCACAACAUAUGCAAUAUAAGGUGGAAUCAUCAGCACUCGUUUAAUUUCCCAGAUUUUUGUGCGUGUACAUAUAAGUUACAUGAAAAUGAGCUGUUAACAAGAGCGAAAUCAAAUGUGAAGUCAAGAAGGAUAAAGAGAAUCCGAAAAAUGCAAAGUUCCCAGUUUUUGCAUUUUCUAUACUUAUGCACUGUAGGUUGUGCUAAUUUCUAUGGUUGUUUAUUCAUUUUAUUUGUUCACAAAAAAAAAAAAAAAAAACCUGACAAGUCAUUGAACAUUUUUAACGAUAAAAUAGAAACUGUUUUGGAUUUAUUUUAUUAAGGCCGUCCCGAUUGGUUACAGCAAACGAAAAAAAAACGAGCAGAUCAUCCCACUUGAAAAUACUCUUGACAAAAAAAAAAACCUCCAAUAAUACCCAAUUAAA
Messenger RNA from Phyllopteryx taeniolatus (common seadragon), 3471 nucleotides. RefSeq names its product zinc finger protein 516-like. The record is from RefSeq and is a predicted model, not a curated record. Gene Ontology annotation, cellular component: nucleus. Gene Ontology annotation, biological process: regulation of DNA-templated transcription. NCBI's taxonomy places the organism in Eukaryota, Metazoa, Chordata, Actinopteri, Syngnathiformes, Syngnathidae. Gene Ontology annotation, molecular function: DNA-binding transcription factor activity, RNA polymerase II-specific; RNA polymerase II cis-regulatory region sequence-specific DNA binding. The coding region runs from base 609 to 3011 and encodes 800 amino acids. The transcript is spliced from 6 exons.